Messenger RNA from Morus notabilis, 1517 nucleotides. Its product is annotated as probable transcription factor At1g61730. The coding region runs from base 178 to 1293 and encodes 371 amino acids. Gene Ontology annotation, cellular component: nucleus. The record is from RefSeq and is a predicted model, not a curated record. The transcript has a single exon. Gene Ontology annotation, biological process: regulation of DNA-templated transcription. Lineage: Eukaryota; Viridiplantae; Streptophyta; Magnoliopsida; Rosales; Moraceae.
AAAUGUGAUUUACUGGCUCAUCCGAUACUUUUCUAGUGCUGGAUUAAAGAACAUUCCUAAGAUCAUAUAUCACUCAAAUAAUAAGAUCAUAUAUCGCUCAUAACUACUCAUGACCUAAUAGAAAAAACCCAAUCUUCCCUUCAUCUGAAACCCUCCGUUUCCUCCUCCAUCCCAUCCAUGGCACCAAGACGCGCCUCCCCUCUUGACGUACCCCCGGCCGUUUCUUCUUCCGACGAAGAGGAGGAAACUUCAUCGGAAGAAGAAGAAACCUCCGAAGAUGAGAAGGUUCAAGCAACCCCCAAACCAACGGUUUUAUCGCCCAACACCAAGAAGACAGACGAUGAUUCCGAGUCCGACGCCGAGUCGAGUUCCGAGUCCGAGCCCGCCGACUCGACCGUCAAGCCCAUAGCGUCGAAGCCGAUGGAGGAGAAGAAAGGGGCCAGAUCCAAGCCCUCCGUCGCCGCCACGCCGGAGAUAAAGUCGGCGGCUAAGAGGCCGAGAGAGUCGGAGACCACCGCAAAGGACUCGAAGAAGCGGGUGAAGAAGAAGAGCGGCCCUGAAGUGCCUCCUCCGGAGGCGGAUGGCGACGGCGGAGUAGCGUCUGAUGAGGAGCAGGAGGAGUCGAAGAAGUCCGGCGGAGACGACUCGAAGAAGCUGUUCCAGAGGCUGUGGAGCGAGGAAGACGAGAUCGUGAUACUGAAAGGUUUAAUCGACUACGCUGCGAAGAGAGGCGGCGAUCCGGCCGCAACGGACAUGAAUACCUUCCAUGAUUUCAUCAAGAAGUCGCUGCACGUUGAGGUCACGAAGUCGCAGUUGUCCAACAAAGUCCGGAAGUUAAAGAAGAAGUACUUAAACAACGCGGCAAGGAAGAAAUACAACCCUACGAAGCCGCAUGAGCAGAACGCCUUCGAGCUCUCGAAGAAGAUCUGGGGCGGCCGCGGCAGCCGUGCCGGCGUCUCUUCGCCGAAGUCGAACGGCGCUGCAAAGAGUAACGGAAAGGCUACCCUGGCUUCACCUGCUCCUCCGAAAGAAGGUUCUAGAAAGAGUGAGAUUGGUGGGAAAUCGGGCGUUUCAGUGCGUUCGAGUGAGAUGAUUGGAUUUGGUAUGAAGAGCUUACCAGAAGAGGUUGUGAAGAAGGGACUCGAUUUGCUUCCGGAAUCGAAGAAAGCCGAGUUGGACGCCAUGUGGAAAAAGCUUCACAUUGAUGAACUGGAGCUUUUUGUAGAGAAGAAUCAGUUGAUGAACGAACAAGUCAAGUUGGUCCUCGAGAAGCUCAAGUCUUCUGAUCAUUAGUGGGUAUUGGUGAGGUAUAGCUUGUGAUGGAUUUUUUGCUUAUUAACUUAUAAUGGCUUUUGGGCUUCAUUUUGCCUUUCAAAAAGGGGGUGCGGGGUGAAGAUUGUGUUGGGAGUUUCUACUUUGUUAUGUGCAGUGUUUAUUGCUAAAUUUGAAGCUGAUGGCCUUUAACUAUGUGAGUAGCUAUCUAAUGGAACUGCAUAUUUUCGUUUACGAUAUUGAUU